This is a messenger RNA of Hemicordylus capensis (graceful crag lizard), 845 nucleotides long. RefSeq names its product pancreatic progenitor cell differentiation and proliferation factor (gene PPDPF). Gene Ontology annotation, biological process: cell differentiation; multicellular organism development. The record is from RefSeq and is a predicted model, not a curated record. Lineage: Eukaryota; Metazoa; Chordata; Lepidosauria; Squamata; Cordylidae. The transcript has 5 exons. Bases 210 to 554 code for a protein of 114 amino acids.
CCUUCCCCUCUAAAUCCUUUUGCACUUCGGUGUGUUUUCGUGGACGUGGAGUGUACUCCCGGUAUCUCCUUUGCAAAUGGGCUCCAUCGCCUAGCGUUCGCCCCCCUGAGCCAGGUCACCUGUGGUCUCGAGCUGUUGGGGUUCUGCUGGGCGCAGCAUUAGGAAGAUUUCGAGGGUUUACAACUGCAUAAGAACAAAGAUCAAGAAACAUGGCAGCAAUCCCGUCAAGCGGCUCCCUUGUGGCAACCCACGACUACUACAGAAGGCGUCUGGGUUCCACAUCCAGCAACAGCUCCUGUGGAAGUGCUGAGUACUCUGGAGAAGUUAUCCCUCACCAUCCAGGUCUCCCCAAGUCUGACCCUGGACACUGGUGGGCCAGCUUCUUCUUUGGCAAGCCAACCCAUCCGGUUAUGACAACAGUAUCGGAAUCCCCAGAGAACUCAGGAACCUUCCAGGUGGCAAACGGCAUGAUCACAUGUGGCCUGGCUCAGGAAGUGAUGAGGAAGCGCCAUGCCAGCGAGCCCAGCAAACCCAACAGUGGCCCCUCUGCGUGAGGCGGCUGGCGCCCCCUGGCUGACGCUUCUGACUUGAGCGCUAGGAGUCAGAGCCCAUUUUCCACUCCCCCUCCCUGUAGAGUAGGUAGGCUGCUUCGAGUACUACUUAGACGUAGGUUUUUAUAAAAACAAAAAUGGCAUUAAAAAAAAAAAUCCUACACCAUCCUUUUCUACUCUUUUUUUUGUGUCAAUGCAACUACGUCUUUUAUUUUCCCAUGCAGCCUUGGUAACACUUUUGUUUACUUUGUACUCGUCUAAUGGAAACUAAUAAAACCUGAGCAGCCUUCUAAA